AUGGCUGAUCGAAUGAAACGGCUACGUAAAGAGCUACAGAAACUGAAGGAUGGGAUAUUGCCUCUUAAGGGAUCUGGACAUCGGCAUGCAGUUACGCGCAAUCUUUCCAGUGUUCGUGUCGGCCCACAGAGUACUCUUUUUAGAGGUCAGAGUACUACUCUUCAGCAUGCGGGCGCAGAGUACUCUUUUAGAGGUCGAGUACUACUCUUCACAUGCGAGCCCGCAGAGUACUCUUUUAGAGGUCCCCCUCUGACUACUCAGCCUCGUUUCCGUAUUGGUGGCGCAUCCAUUGGUGCCUCUAUCCGUCCUGAGGCAGUUGCAUCGUCAUCAGGUACUAGCAGACGGUCUAAGGUUUCUACCGAAGAAACUGAUGAUUGGGUUGUGACAGGCGACGUACCUGGCGGGCCAUGUGAUGGGUCAGUGAUUCUUAGUUUUCUUGGCCACACUGCUUAUCAGUUGUGGAAUGGAGAACCAAGAGAUUACCUGACGAUGAAGCCAGCGAAGAAGAGUUUGUCUAGAUUGCAUGGAUGGUAUGUGAGGUUGCCGGAGAACGCACAGUUGCAGAUUCAAAAUACCGCCUCGACACUCUUCCUUGACAGGAGUGGGGGCAGGAUCAGUGCUUCGCUUAUGAAUGAGCUGCAUGGAGGUAUCGACAAUAUUGGAGAGUACUCCUGGGGAUCCGGUACACUAGCAUUCCUCUACCGUCAGCUUGGUAUUGCUAGUCGAGCAGGGUGUACCACGAUGGCUGGUUGUAUGACCCUUCUCCAAGCAUGGAUAUAUGAGUAUUUUCCAUGCUUCCAGCCCUCCAAGAGGCGAGGACGUCGAGGUGUUGAUGGUUGGCCCAGAGCCCGAGACUGGACACCAGUUAGCUAUAAGGGCCCGAAGCCUAUUCAUAGUCCUCUCCAGCAGAUUCGUACGCAGCUCGACGCGAUGACUGAGCAAGAGGUCGAAUGGGAGCCAUUUGGUCGCGAACAGGCGGCAGCAUAUCCGAGGACCAUCUUCAGUGGGUGGAUUAUGUACCACGACUUCCAGGAGCCAUACAUGCCGGAGAGAGUGAUACGCCAGCUCGGUUACGUGCAGUACAUACCUCGUGCGCCGCUCACGCCAGUAACUCAGUUUUGCGGAAAAAAUGCGCACAAGUAUUUAGUUGAUCGUCCGAUUGCCGAGAUAUAUAACUGUUGGGUUAGAUUUUCGGAUUCGGAGUGCAUCAACCUUAGUCAUUGUGUGCCGGUAUCGUCCACUGAGGUAGGACAGGUAGCUGUAGAUUACCUCGACUGGUACAGGAGCCAUUCACAUCCAUUUCUACUGCCGGAGUCCGUACCGUCUACAUCACGCAUCCCAGGGAAGAACUGCACCACUUACGUAAGUUCAACUCUAACUGGAAUACCCUUUGUUUAA
This is a messenger RNA of Oldenlandia corymbosa var. corymbosa, 1398 nucleotides long. NCBI's taxonomy places the organism in Eukaryota, Viridiplantae, Streptophyta, Magnoliopsida, Gentianales, Rubiaceae. The record is from the annotation of a GenBank genome assembly.